Medioppia subpectinata is the source of this 736-nucleotide messenger RNA. The record is from the annotation of a GenBank genome assembly. NCBI's taxonomy places the organism in Eukaryota, Metazoa, Arthropoda, Arachnida, Sarcoptiformes, Oppiidae.
ACCACAAAACCACCAUAUUUCAUAUAUCUACACCAUUUAGAUUUAACCUAUCAACAUCUAAAUUUUGAUCACUGAUUGUAUGAGUACUCAAAACGCCAAAGAUCGCCCCACGCUCCAGGGUCAACGUAUUAAGACCAGAAAACGAGAUGAAAAGGAGAAGUUCGACGCCCGUGCAUUCCGCGACGCGAUCUUCGCCGGCAUCGACCAAUCAGCGGCCGAUUUGGACGCCCUCUCGAAGUUCUUGGACACCUCUAAACUAGACUAUCGUCUGUACGGCGAGACUCUAUUCGACAUACUUAUCGCCGGCGGACUCUUAGCGCCGGGCGGUUCCAUCGUCGAAGAGCCGGGCGAUCAACAGUCGCGCACUGAGACCUCGGUGUUCGGCGCCAAAGGCGACGACGAGUCCCUUCGGGCGUGGGCUCAGGUGGUGACCAAACUGUUGCGUCGCUACAAGUUCUUGGAGAAGACGUUGGAGGAGUCGCUGAAGAAGAUUAUUGUCUUUCUCAAGGCGUUCACCGCCGAAGAGCGCGCAAAAUUGGCCAAAUUUGCCGGCGUUUUGGUGGCCGGAGGACUCAUUUCGCCCAAUUGGUUGGCCGCCGCUCUUCAGGACCAUCUCGUGAAGGACGGCAUUGCGGCCGAGUUUUUGGUGGAUGUCCUGAAGCUGUGGCAGUCCGAUAAGGACGCCACGCAGGUGUGGAACGCUCUCCGCAAGUCUGGCCUCGAGUCCAAGCUAUUG